CACUCCUCCAGCCUCCUCCUCCUCUCUUCUCCAGCUUGCCAGACGCCUCAGUUUGAGUUCACUAUAUUCGACUUGCUUGGCUACCUCUCUGUUUAGGUCUCUCCCUUGUGUCUCUCUCUUUUCUUCCUCUCCGAAACGCAAGCAUGAAGUUAGCGCGGUGUCUUGUGCUUGUCGGUGUUUUAGGCCUAUGUGUGGCUGAUCCGCAGACUUACCUUCCUCCUGUUAACGGAUUCAACGGGAAUAGCAACGGAGCUCCCAUUCGAACCACCAAUGGCAAUGGGAAUGGAGGAAAUGGUUUCGCCACAAAUGGUAAUGGUAAUGGCGUGAAUGGCGCAAACGGUGGCAGUCUGAAUGGCAAUGGAUACACCAAUGGCAACGGAGCUAAUGGUAAUGGCGCCACCGUAAAUGGCAAUGUUAAUGGCGUGAACGGCAACGGCAACGGAUAUUCUUAUAGCAAUGGCAAUGGUCUCAAUGGCAACGCUAACGGUAAUGGUCUUAACGGCAAUGGCAAUGGAGUAACAAGCAAUGGCAAUGGCGUAAAUGGUAAUGGCAAUGGAUAUUCUUAUGGGAACGGUGGCAAUGGCAAUGGAGUAAAUGGCAAUGGGAAUGGUGUUACUAGCAAUGGAUAUUCCAAUGGCAACGGAAACGGCCUUACUGCUAACGGAAAUGGCGCCGUCAACGGCAAUGGCAAUGGGUAUUCCUACGGUAACGGCAAUGGCGUUAAUGGCAACGGUGCCAGCAGCAAUGGCGUUAAUGGCAACGGUGCCAGCAGCAAUGGUGUUAAUGGCAACGGUGCCAGCAGCAAUGGCAACGGAUACUCCUACACCAAUGGCAACGGCGUCAACGGCAACGGAGUUAAUGGUAACGGUGCCAGCAGCAAUGGUGUUAAUGGUAAUGGCGUCAGCAGCAACGGUCUUAACGGCAACGGCGCUAGCGGCAAUGGCAACGGAUAUUCCUACACCAAUGGCAACGGCGUCAACGGCAACGGCGUCAACGGCAACGGCGUCAACGGCAACGGCGUCAACGGCAACGGUGUCAACGGUAACGGCGCCAAUGGUAACGGUGUUACUAGCAAUGGCAUUAAUGGCAACGGCGUAAACGGCAACGGUUACUCUUACACAAACGGCAACAGUAAUGGUAUUAACGGCAAUGGGAAUGGUGCUCGUGUCAAUGGCAAUGGUGUUAAUGGGAAUGGAUACACCAAUGGCUUUACGAACGGCAACGGUAAUGGAAAUGCAGCCAACGGCAAUGGCUUCAUCAACGGAGACAUAACUCGCGCCAACGGGAAUGGUCUGGUGGAAGGCUUCAACGGUGACCCCAUCGAGGCCCUGAGCGAGGCGAUCGGCGGCGGCGGAGUGCCUGGCGUGGACUACCCGAUCCUGGCCGAGGUGCCCGACACUGGCUUCACCUGCGACAACCUCAUCCCUGGCUACUACGCCGACACUGCCCCCGAGGCCGGCUGUCAGGUGUUCCACAUUUGCCAAGACGAAGGGAGACUGGACUCCUUCCUGUGUCCCAACGGCACCGUGUUCAACCAGCAGUACUUCGUGUGUGACUGGUGGUACAACUUCGACUGCUCCACAGCCCCGGACUUCUACGACCUCAACGCCAACAUCGGAGUCACCAAUGGUGCUGUCAACGGUGACGGCCUUAUCAACGGCAACGGGAAUGGUAAUGGUAUUGGACGCGCUAAUGGUAAUGGUCUGACCAAUGGCAAUGGUUAUAGUAACGGCAUCAGCGGCAAUGGAAAUGGCGUCAAUGGUAAUGGAAUUGGCAUCAGUGGCAAUGGCAAUGGCAAUGGCAAUGGUUAUUCUUAUAGCAACGGAAACGGCAUCAAUGGCAAUGGAAAUGGUGCCGUUGCCAAUGGAAAUGUCAAUGGCAAUGGAUACACUAAUGGCAACGGAAAUGGUGCCCCUGUUACUGGAAAUGGCAACGGGUACACUAAUGGCAACGGAAAUGGUGCCCCUGUUACUGGAAAUGGCAACGGGUACACUAAUGGCAACGGAAAUGGUGUCCCUGUUACUGGAAAUGGCAACGGGUACACUAAUGGCAACGGAAAUGGUGCCCCUGUUACUGGAAAUGGCAACGGGUACACUAAUGGCAACGGAAAUGGUGCCCCUGUUACUGGAAAUGGCAACGGGUACACUAAUGGCAACGGCAAUGGUGCCCCUGUUACUGGAAAUGGCAACGGGUACACUAAUGGCAACGGAAAUGGUGCCCCUGUUACUGGAAAUGGCAACGGGUACACUAAUGGCAACGGCAAUGGUGCCACUGUUAAUGGAAACGGGGCUGUAAAUGGUGUCACAAAUGGAGCCAAUGGAAAUGGCGCUAGAGCCAAUGGAAAUGGAAUUAACGGAAAUGGAGGCAAUGUUAAUGGCAAUGGAUAUUCAUACCCCAACAGGAAUGGUCUCAACGGAAACGGUAAUGGUAAUGGCAACAAAAUUACAGGUCUUUACCAGACUCCUGUUGUCUAAGUGAUUUAUCCUUUCUCUCUCUCUCUCUCUCUCUCUCUCUCUCUCUCUCUCUCUCUCUCUCUCUCUCUCUCUCUCUCUCUCUCUCUCUCUCUCUUUCUCUCUGCUUUCACUAGACAAUUCGUGCAAACCUGUGCCUUGGUGCUCAUGUUUUCAGAAUUAUUAGUAGCUACGACUCGAGUAUUUAGUUCGCAAGGUGCCAUAAAUACAAACAUGUAUACCCACUCAUUUACCGAUUACUAUACUCGAACAUUUAAAUGUAUCCUUAUAUUAGAACAAUAAAACACCUGUGCCUAAUGA
Molecule: messenger RNA, 2771 nt
Organism: Portunus trituberculatus (swimming crab)
Lineage: Eukaryota; Metazoa; Arthropoda; Malacostraca; Decapoda; Portunidae
Exons: 3
Coding region: 144-2474 (776 amino acids)
Cellular component (GO): extracellular region
Molecular function (GO): chitin binding
Source: RefSeq, a predicted model, not a curated record